CCUUCUCAGGUUCUCAAACUAUCUCCAUAACAACCUUUCUAUCCAUCUGUCUAUUAUCUAUCUAAUUCAGUUUGAAAUCAUAGUCUUUAGAAGCCAUUAACUUUGUAACAAUUUAGAGCUCUAUAUCUAGUCAAGAUAUAAUAAUUAGAAUUAUGUUUUUUUGCAGGUGUAGAACUUGGGUUCAAAUUGUUGGUAAAGAAGAUCUAGUGCAUAUACCAAUUGAAAAGCUUCACCAAGUACGUUUUGUUUGUGGAGAUCACUUCAUAGCAAAGGACUUCAACAAAAAAGGCAAUCGCCUGAAAAAAAGGGCUUACCCUAAGCUGCACCUCUCUGCACAACCAUUGAGUGACCAUCAAUUAAAAGAUUUUCCUCAACAUGUUGCAAGCAAAGCUUUGGCUCCUACACCCAUGGUUGACAAUAUUGCAACAGCUGCAAUUGCGUCGUCAUCCAAAAUGCAGAAUAUGGCAGCCACAACCCAAAAUAGAAUGACUUCAGCCCCAAUUCCCAUGGAAGAAGAGGUCCCUGCUGCACCUGUGCUGCCUGCGUGUAGCACAACUCCGCUGGCAAAUGUCGAAGGUACCUAA
Cydia fagiglandana is the source of this 584-nucleotide messenger RNA. RefSeq lists its product as uncharacterized. The record is from RefSeq and is a predicted model, not a curated record. The transcript is spliced from 3 exons. Lineage: Eukaryota; Metazoa; Arthropoda; Insecta; Lepidoptera; Tortricidae. The coding region runs from base 153 to 584 and encodes 143 amino acids.